AAAAGUACAGUUUUACGUUUAAAAAAGUGUAACAUAUUUUUAAUUAUACAAUAUACUAAACAUUUCGCGCGCAAUGCGUAUGUAUGUGUGUAUGUAUAUCACACACACGAAUCUCGUCGAUAUCUAAUACCACAGGUCGGUAAAUUUCCCGAUGUCGGUACCGUUUACCUUGUGUCAAUUUUUGACAGAAAAUUGUGAAAAUGAUCGAUCGGUAGACCGUGGUGGAUUCAUGCAUGCAUGGAUUGGAUUGGAUCCGUGGAUUCAUCGCGUACUCAGUCCCAGUCGGUCAGUAUUUUAGUAUUUUAGUAAGUAUAGAGCUAGAUGAGAGCUAGGCUGUGAACUUGUGCUUGUGGAGUGUGGAGUGUGGAGUGUGGCAGUGUGGUGUGGCUGCGUGGCUGCGGUAGGUAGGCUGCGACUAACCGGAGUAACCGGGCAGCCGGGCUUAGUAGCUUACCGGGCCGGCGUCACGUCACGAAGCGUCAUCCGUUAUCGUCCUCGUCGCCUUCGAUCACGUAUACAGUUGCCACGUAUAUGCUCGUACUGUAGACGUAGACUCAUAUAGCUGCCACUGCUCUGCCAGUAGCCACUGUAGCCUGUAGCUACGAUCAUGUCAUCGAGCAAUGCCGAGCGGAGUGUCGGACCGCCUCCGAAUAAGAAGAUGAUGAUCUGCGCGAACGUAUCGGAGCAAGCGCAUCACGUAUCCAGAGCCAAACGGGGACAAGCGAUCGGCAGUAUUCGGGGCUUUCGAGGUUGCACGGUAUGGCUAACCGGUCUCUCCGGUGCCGGCAAGACCUCUAUCUCGUUCCAGGUGGAAGCUGUCUUGGUGAACCACGGUAUUCCUGCCUACGGUCUAGACGGCGACAAUCUCAGGAGCGGUCUAAACCGCAAUCUGACUUUCAGCAAACAAGACAGGAAAGAGAACAUUAGAAGAGUAGCCGAAGUAGCGAAACUCUUCGCCGACAGCGGACAAAUUUGUCUCUGCAGCUUUGUGUCACCUUUCGAAGAGGAUAGACAAGUGGCGAGGCAGAUUCAUAGAGAGGCUGACCUGCCCUUCUUCGAGGUGUUCGUAGAUACGCCCUUGCAAAUUUGCGAGGCUCGCGACACUAAGGGCCUUUACAAGAAAGCGCGGCAGGGUACCAUUAAAGGUUUCACCGGUAUCGAUCAAAUGUACGAGAGUCCCACGAAACCUGACUUAAUUGUCAAGACCGAGAAUUGUACCCCGGAAGAGUCUGCCUCGACUGUAAUUGACCUUUUAGAGAAGCACCGCAUCAUUCCGCAGCUUGCUGCUAAACCGUCAGAUCUGAUCAGGGAGCUCUUUGUACCAGAGUCCAGGCUAGCUUUCGCGAAAAUGGAAGCGGAAACCCUGCGGUGCGUGGAGAUCGAUGAACUCGACGUGCAGUGGCUGCAAAUUCUGGCGGAAGGAUGGGCGUCUCCACUAACAGGCUUUAUGAGAGAACAUCAAUAUCUUCAGGCCCAACACUUAAGGUGUUUGCUCCAAGAUGGCAAAGAAGCGAACCAAUCGGUGCCAAUUGUCCUCGCGAUAAGCACGAGUGAUAAGAGCCGCUUGGAAAAUUCCCUCGCUGUAACCUUGAGGCACAAGCAGAAGGCCUUGGCAAUCCUACGAAAACCGGAAUUUUAUUUCCAUCGAAAAGAGGAGCGUUGCAGUUGGCAGUUUGGCACCAACAACUUGGGUCAUCCCUACGUCAGGAUGAUUUACGACUCCGGAGACUGGUUGAUGGGUGGCGACCUCGAGGUAUUGGAAAGGAUCAGAUGGCACGACGGGCUCGACAAGUACAGGCUCACGCCAAACGAGAUCCGUGCCAGAUGCCGGAAAAUGAAGGCUGAUGCCGUAUUCGCAUUUCAGCUUAGAAAUCCCAUUCACAAUGGACACGCGCUGCUCAUGCAGGACACAAAAAGACGAUUGUUGGAGGAGCGUGGUUUCAAAAAUCCCGUGCUGCUGCUACAUCCGCUGGGUGGCUGGACGAAGGAAGACGAUGUGUCCCUGUACACCAGGAUCCUUCAGCACAAGGCCGUUUUGGACGAAGGUGUGCUGGAUACUACGUCCACGUUACUCGCCAUCUUCCCCAGCCCAAUGAUGUACGCUGGACCGAUUGAGGUGCAAUGGCACGCGAAAGCCAGGAUGAAUGCCGGCGCUAAUUUUUACAUCGUAGGUAGGGAUCCCGCGGGUAUGCCACAUCCUAACAAAGACGCCACGCCUGACGGCAAUCUGUAUGAUCCUACUCAUGGCGCCAGGGUACUCUCCAUGGCCCGAGGUCUUGAUAAUCUCGAGAUUAUUCCCUUCAAAGUGGCCGCUUAUGACACGCGGAACGGUAAAAUGGCGUUCUUCGAACCCGAGCGGAAGCAAGACUUUGAGUUCAUUUCGGGGACAAAGAUGCGAGGAUUAGCAAAGACAGGCCAGAAUCCCCCGGAUGGAUUUAUGGCACCAAAAGCAUGGCAAGUACUCGUGCAAUACUACCAAAGUCUAGACAAGAAUUAAAUUUCAACUCGCUAAUGAGUAAUAAAGGUUUUAUCUUUGAACGAUUUCAAGUGCAUUUUAACGAAUCUCAAUUUAAGAUUUGAUUACCGACACAGUUAAAAUUGUAUACAUUUAAAAAAUAACAAGAGAGAGAGAGAGA
Molecule: messenger RNA, 2636 nt
Organism: Temnothorax curvispinosus
Lineage: Eukaryota; Metazoa; Arthropoda; Insecta; Hymenoptera; Formicidae
Gene: Papss
Product: bifunctional 3'-phosphoadenosine 5'-phosphosulfate synthase-like
Exons: 6
Coding region: 608-2497 (629 amino acids)
Biological process (GO): 3'-phosphoadenosine 5'-phosphosulfate biosynthetic process; sulfate assimilation
Molecular function (GO): adenylylsulfate kinase activity; sulfate adenylyltransferase (ATP) activity; ATP binding
Source: RefSeq, a predicted model, not a curated record